AAGAAAAACUAAUGCGAGGAGAUGUAUUUAAAGCACCGACAAAAUAUCGAAUUAUUGUCAUUAUUUUUUUUAACAAACGUCCAAUAAAAAGUUAAAGAAUUUGGCAAUUACAGGGGGCAUUAAACUUAGUCGAACCCAGCUGUAAAGCGGAACCCUGUUGCCUAGCGACCAGGGUAAAUGCAGCGUCUGCUAGCUAGCUUGGCGGUUUGCUACACAUGGAUAAUUCCUCAUAAUUCAGUGAAAACAUGCCAUUAAAGAGAAAAGGACCUCUGCAACUCGUCCAGAGAGAGGUGGACGAAAUAAAAAAUCAGGUUGACAGGCUGGUGAAAAAUGUGCAGAAUCAUGAGGGAUCCACUGAAGAGGCACUGAGGAGGUGUCAAGAAUUGCAGAUGUCAGCAGAGAAAACCCAAAGGACACUAAAGAAUCUGACCAAGGCUGAUGAGCUGGCACCAGUGGGGAACUAUGAUCAGAGGAAACAGGAAGAAGAGAGACGACUCCAGACCCUUGUGGAGCGUAUUAACAUGCUCUCUCUGGAGCUUUCACCACCUGGACCCAGUGCUGUUGCAGGGGAUGUUUCAAACGAGGAAAGCGAAUGUGAGGAGGAUGAUGAAAGUAGUGAUGAUGAGGGUGAUGUAGAGGAUGCAGAAGAUGAGAAGGAAGCUGGGAAACCACCUGCUCAGUCAGAACCUCGCCUCUACACUGUCCUCAGUGAUUUCAAAGGGGAGCAGGAAGGAGAUCUGUCUGUUCAGAGAGGGGAGGUGUUGAGGAUUAUCAGGAGGACAGCAGAUGGAUGGUGGCUUGCCCAGAACAAUAAAGGCAACAGAGGAGUGGUUCCCAGAACCUACCUGAAAAUUGGAAUGAGUGUUGAUGAUGAAGGUGAUGAUGAUGAUGAAGAAGAAGAGGACGAUGAGGAGGAGUCAGAGGAGGAUGAAGAUAGUGAAGAAUUAACUGACAGAGAGAAACAUAGUAGAAGCCUGUCACAUUCCAACUGGGGCCCUGUCAAAAAGGCUUUAACUGAGAUUGAUGCAACAGAUGUGCUCUCUGCCAUGGGUGCUAUACCUUCAGGAUUCAGGCCCUCAACUCUCAACAAGCUGCUGGUCGAAGAAGGUGAAACAUACAGAGGGAGUCACUACAUUCAACCUGAACUCAGUGAAUCUAAACUUUCUUUUAGUGACCUCUUCCUGGACCCUGACACUGGCAGGGUACGAGCUCGUCAGGUCAGGAUGUGUGUUUGUUUCUCUUUGUGGAGCUGCAGGAUGAUUCCUACUCCAGGGGUUGGCGUUCAGGUCCUUAGCAGACACAUCCGCGUCUGUGCAUUUGAUGGAACUCAGGUGUUAAGUAACAUCUAUACUGUGAGGGCGACAUACAACUCCAAAAGCCCCAAAACCUGGACUUUUUCUCCAAGGGUGACAGGUAUUCUACCCACCCUCUUGGAUGGCGAGUGUUUCCUGCGCUGCAACUCUGCAUCUCCUGACCUGGGUAUCCUCUUUGAACUAGGAGUGACCUUUAUAAGGAAUUCCACAGGUGAGAGAGGAGACCUGAGUUGCGGCUGGGCUUUUCUCAAACUGACUGAUGACUCUGGAAAUCCAAUCCCUUACAGGACCUACGAGCUGCCAGUGAACGGUGGCACUCCCUAUGAGAGGGAUGUAGCAGUGGAGGCAACGAUCAAUCAAGGAUCUCCAGCUGGUGUUUUCCAACAAAUGCUUCAAGCGAGGCGGCAGCCUAAACUUGUAGUGAAGUUGAAAUCAGUACACAACCGGACCAGAACACAGCUCAGUCUCCUUCCUGACACUCUGCUACACAGUCUCAGCUGCGUCCAUCUGCUGGCGCUGCACAGGCAGCUGCUGGCUGAUGCACUUCUGCUUGACAGACCAACCAUGCAGAAUGCAGAUCCGAUAUGCAGUCCUGUACUUACUACCUUUCCAAAGCUGUUAGACCAGCCAGACCUGCUGGAUACUCUCAGGACUGCCUGGCUGGGAGCAGAGACCGCAAUGAGCAGAGCACAGAAGAGAGACUUGUCCUAUCUAAAACAGGAGUUCAGUAAAGUUUACAUGUCUUCCACCUAUGUCCUCCUCCAUUCACCCUUGCUGCCCUGCUAUCACUGGGCUGACCUACCCUCAGAGGAGCAGCGGGCCAGAGUCAUCUUCUCCACCCUGGAAGCCCUCAAACACAGCCAGCAAUCCCCCAGCCAAUCAGGAAGCCCAGAACUGUUUAUUGACCCCACACAUCAACAUGUGGCUUUUGAUGUCACAGAGUUGACGUUUGACCUCCUCCAAGUGGUCCGGUGACGUUCAGCUCUAAUAGGGAAGGUACAGUUAGAACUUUAUAAUCUUUUCUGACUUUGAGAAGUAUAUUUAAAUACAUUUUAGAAAUAAUUGCCAUUUUCAAAAUGAAAAAAUCUUUGUGUCUUAACGCACUAUAGAUUUGUUGGAAUAAGGUUGAUGUAAACGUGAAAACACUGAGAUCUAUGUCUGACUGAAUUUUUGAUUUAGAAAGUUGUUUACCUUUUGCCUGGCUUGAUUUUUUUUUUUUUUGAACAGUGCAAAAGUCUGAGCCCAUGACAUCACAAGUCUUCAUGAAGAAUUACCCAGCCCCCCUUAUGCUACAAUGAUAUAAAAUCCCAGAGCAGUUCAUCUUUGUACAGUCUGUUUUCACUGCAUUCAUUCAAAGUUAACAGCCAGCUACAUGCUGUUAUUUUGUUCAUUAUGUAGUAAAUUUCCCAAAUCUAUCAGCUACGGUGGCUUAUGGGUCAUUAAAAGUACCAUAACAGAGGAAUUGUACCAGAAAACAGUAAAAUGAAUCCCCAAAUCUGUCUCUCUGCUGUGGCACAAAGCCAGGCAGCUGUGCUCUGAUCAGACGCAGUUUUUUUUAUUUGAGAGGAUCGUGUUUCUCCUGAGUGGGAGUGACUUCAGCUCAUUCAGCCAACAUGCCUACACCAUCCUAGAGCAGAUUUCGUUUUUCAUGAAUUUAAAGCUUAAUUUUAUAUGUAAACUUCGAGAUAUUUUUUAUGACUGAAAUUUAGCCUGGUGGUUCAUAACACAGUGGCCUGUCAUACAACAAUCCUAAAAUUAUUUUUUUUAUCACUUUACAGGGACUUUUAAAAACAAUAACUGUAAAAAUGCACAUGUAUUCUUCUCAAACUAUAGCAGUAGACUAAAUUUGUAUCUUUUGUUUAUUAAACUACCAAAACUUAAAGACUCAUAUGUAAGCAUUGGCCAGCAUGCAUGUGUACAUUUUAUUUACUUCAUUUUCCCAUUGUUAAAAAUAAUUUAAAUGUAAUUUCUUGAGAUCAUGUCAUUUAUGUAAUUUACACAAGAUAAUAACAAUGAUUUUUCUCAUGAUCACAGGUAAACUUGGGAUGUUUUUUUCAAAUCUUUUACUUAAUUUUUGAAAUGCACUGAUUGCAAGAAUCAGAGCCAAUUUCAAUACCAGUGCCAAUAUAUUAUUUUUAUUUGUUGUGGCAGAAGUUUGUCAAAUUGGCCAAGACUGAUGUUAAUGUUAAACUGAUGUGUCUGUUCCCUUUUCCUUAUUUUACCCAUCUCUGUAAAACAAAGUAGCUUUUCCCCAGUAUAACCAACUAUCUGAAUUUUUUUAUCUCAAGAUAAUUAAGCUUGUUUCCUCUUUAUAGCUAAAUAAUUUUCUGGUGAUCUAGAGGAACAAAAUAAAAGGUGAUAUGCCAGGCAAUAUUAUGCCAUUUUGAUCACAGUGACAAAGGUUAAGGUGAUUUCUCUUUGUUCCUAUUGAUGCAUGUUUGCUUAGGGCUUCCACAUUUUUGUUAUUAGCAUUAAUUCAUUCAAAGUAAGCAAUCAGUCCACAUUUUUAUCUUUUUCAAAUUGACACACUUUCUUUCAAUAAAUAUAUCCAUCAACCAAAUAACUGAUCCAUCUGAUUUGUUUAUAAAUGCCCACUCCAAGAGUCAACCUUAGUCUGCCCAUCUAUCCAAAAGAACAGUGUUACCCUGGUUUGUUGACAUUUUAAUCAUUUUUUACCCUCGUGGAGCACCACUGGAUGAAAAGGAGAUGCACAUUAGCUACUUCAUUAAUCUAUAAUAGUGGACAAUCACAGAAAUGUUGCCUUAUUCUUUAAGUACUAAAUGUGGCUGACCACACUAGAUUUCUCCCUAACAGAACAAGCAGUAUUUUGCAUCACUAAAUACUGAUUAUUGCACAUGACCCAACUGUUAUUCCCUGAUUAGUUGUGAAAUAAAAUGCUGAGAAUAUGAUGACAAUGCAAACAUUAUCAUUGCAGCUCCCUCUAAAUUAAACAAAAGUUUGAGUUUACUUGGCUGCUCUUAAACUAAAUACUAAACCAGGUAACAAUAAUGAGGGUGUAACACUUUGUACUGAGACUAAUGUCUGUAAAUAAAGAAACUACUAUUUAGUAUCCAUCAAAAUAUGACAGUGCUUUCU
Cheilinus undulatus (humphead wrasse) is the source of this 4409-nucleotide messenger RNA. RefSeq names its product nephronophthisis 1 (gene nphp1). Gene Ontology annotation, biological process: protein localization involved in establishment of planar polarity. The record is from RefSeq and is a predicted model, not a curated record. The transcript has 20 exons. NCBI's taxonomy places the organism in Eukaryota, Metazoa, Chordata, Actinopteri, Labriformes, Labridae. Gene Ontology annotation, cellular component: cilium; cytoplasm. Bases 246 to 2288 code for a protein of 680 amino acids. Gene Ontology annotation, molecular function: protein binding.